Athene cunicularia (burrowing owl) is the source of this 4661-nucleotide messenger RNA. It is a transcript of the gene DOHH, whose product is annotated as deoxyhypusine hydroxylase. Gene Ontology annotation, molecular function: deoxyhypusine monooxygenase activity. Lineage: Eukaryota; Metazoa; Chordata; Aves; Strigiformes; Strigidae. The record is from RefSeq and is a predicted model, not a curated record. Gene Ontology annotation, biological process: peptidyl-hypusine biosynthetic process. Bases 167 to 1072 code for a protein of 301 amino acids. The transcript has 5 exons.
GGGCCGCUGCCUUCUCUGCCCCGGGUUGAGGGACCGGUGUUUGAGGGGGGAGCUGGUCCCAGGGCCCCCCCUGACUGCCUUCCCCGUGUGCAGGAGCGUGACUGGGAGAAGCCCUGCCAGAGGCCUGCGUACGACCGGAUCCUGCCCCCCAGCUUCUGCCGGAGCCAUGGGGAUAGAGGAGGAGGUGGAGGCCAUCGGCCAGACGCUGGUGGACGCAGCCCAGCCCCUGCCCGCCCGGUUUCGGGCCCUUUUCACCCUGCGUAACCUGGGCGGCCGCGCGGCUGUGGACUGGAUCAGCCGGGCCUUUGGGGAUGGCUCCGCGCUGCUGAAGCACGAGCUGGCCUACUGCCUGGGCCAGAUGCGGGAUGAGGCGGCCAUCCCUGUGCUCAUCCGGGUGCUGGAGGACACCAGCCAGGAGCCCAUGGUCAGGCACGAGGCAGGUGAAGCCCUGGGUGCGAUUGGGAAUCCCGAUGUGCUGGAUAUUCUGAAACGCUAUUCAAGUGAUCCCGUGGUUGAGGUGGCAGAGACAUGUCAGCUGGCAGUGAAGAGGCUGGAGUGGCUGCAGGAGAACAAGCAGGAGCCGAAUGCCAGCCCCUACCUCUCUGUGGAUCCUGCUCCUCCUGCUGAGGAGACGGAUGUCGCCAAACUCCGUGAAACCCUCCUGGAUGAGUCCCACACCCUAUUCGACCGCUACAGGGCCAUGUUUGCCCUGCGAAACCUCGGGGGCCAGGCUGCUGUGCUGGCGCUGGCAGACGGACUGCGCUGCGGCAGCGCGCUCUUCCGCCAUGAGAUUGGGUACGUGCUGGGCCAGAUGCAGGAUGAGGCCUGUGUCCCGCAGCUGACGGCUGCGCUGCGCAGCCGCACCGAGAGCCCCAUGGUGCGCCAUGAGUGUGCCGAGGCCCUGGGCUCCAUCGCCCGCCCCUCCUGCCUGGAGACCCUGCGCGCCUUCACCCACGACGAGGAGCGGGUGGUGCGGGAGAGCUGCGAGGUGGCGCUGGAUAUGUACGAGUAUGAGAACAGCGCCCAGUUCCAGUACGCCGAUGGGCUCUGCAAGCUGCAGGCCUCCACCUGAGCCCCAGCUUGAAUGGGGGGCCGGACUGGGUGGGCUGCCUCCCCCCCGCCCCGGCCCACUGCGUUUUCACAGCUGCCUCCAUUGAUGUGGAUCUGUGCCUUGCUGUGAUGGAGGUGGAACUGGAUUUUCUCUCUGGCACAAUUACAGCCACUUUCUCCCUCCAAAUCCAGGCUGAGCUGCUACUUGCCCCCUGCCCCGCCACCCCCUGUUUCCUGGAUCUGCCCCUUUUUCCCUGCCAGGAUCAGCACUGUCUGCCCGCAGCCUGGCUCAGGGCUUGGAUCUGGUGGGCUCUGCUCUGCACGUCGGAGCCUGUUGUGGCUGUGCAGGGCCUGGGGCUGCUCCGGGCUUGUGCUGCUGCCGCGGUUCAGUGUGAAACAGCUCCACUCUCCCUGCCUUAGCUCUGCUGAGAGGGUCAGGUCUGGCUUUGGGCACCCACUCUCAUAGGUUGUAGCAGUGCGAUGCCUUGAAAUCGCCCUUCGUACUGGUGCUGAGUCGGGUCCCUCCUUGCCUUUGUGGUGGAGGAGCUGCUGUGGGUUUGGCCUCUCCUGUUGGGGCAAGCCAGGGCUGUGCUUGCGGCAGCCUUUGCCCUGGGAUGGGGGUUGUUUCAUGGCAAAGUUUGGAAGAUUUGGCUGCACUGCUGCUUUCUGCAGGGAACGGCGCUGCCAUUAGGGCUUACAGGGUGAGGCAGGGCCUGUCCAGACUUUCCCCUGCAUUUAACCAGACCUGGGAGGGCUGAGGCUGGUGUCUGCUGCCGUCACCCAGCACCCAAACCCCCAGGCAGCUCAGUGUGGGCACGGGGGGCUGCCAGGGAAUAAAGCUGGGGGGGAGAGCUCCUGCGUGAGUUGAGUUGUGAUUUAAUCCUUGCCCAGAUGUGGGAUGCACCCAGCUCCUCUGUGUCGGGCCUCAGCAAGGAACCCUGGGGCUGCCGUGAUAGAAUCAUAGAACAGAAUCAUUUAGGUUGGAAAAAACUUAAGUCAAACUGUAAUGGGAGCAGAGAGCAUGGGGUGGGGUCCCGGAUGGCAUGGGGUAAGCCCCUCUUCCCCCCCCCCCUCCCUAGCAGGUCUGGAGAGGGGGUCAGACCUUGCCCAUGGGCUGCCCAGGAGCCCCCACGGUGCUGCCUGGCGGGGGGGCCAGUGGAGUCCCCCUGCACCCCGGGGACUGGCAUCCUGCUGACAGGGCUUUCCCCCUUCACCCAAGUCUCCCUGUGAGUUGCUUCCAGGCUCAAUCCUCUUAGUCCCUAAAGCUGCUGCUGCAGGCGCCUCGGCAUCCACGGGGCUCUGGUGCUUGGGGACGCAGCUAGAGCGGGGAGCCCCAGCCCAGUCUGGCCCAGUUCAGGGUGCCACGGAAUGGGGUUUUACUGGAGACAUGAUUGAUUUUGGUCUGUACAUGCUUACUGAAACGCAGACACAUCUGCCCAGCUGCUGUGGAUGGGGGGUGGUUUGUGUGUGAUGCAGAGGAGCAGGGCCACCGAUCCUCUGUUCCUCAGCACUGGAGACAAAGACUUGAUGUUUUCACACGUUCAGCAGCUGUUAGGGGGCUUCUUGCCCUCCCGUCAUCCUCUGUAGCCCCUGGCUCCCAGGCAGGACCCAGGCAGCACCCACCGCCAAGCUUUAGGGUGUCUGCACCCAUGUGUGUCCCCUGCGGGCGGUGGGGCGGGGCGGUGGGAUGUGCCAUUCCCCCUUGCGAUGUUAUCGGUGUGAGGCAGCUGCCCGCUCCGCGCCUGGCCCUUGCUGCCAUGUGGGCCUGGGCACGCUGCCUGCGGGCUCCCCGGUGUGUGCCCGUGGGUUUGCCCCUGCUUAUCUCUCGGACUGCUCCAGCCCUUCCUCUCCACAGUUCUUCAGCGUUUUCACAGGUAGUUCACUCGGACCAUGCAGGCUUGCUUGCAAAUCUCUCUCUGCUGGCAUUUGCCUCCGCUCCCUCAAAUGCCUUUUAAACCCAAAUUGGAACAAAACUGGUGUGUUUGCAGCCAGGAUCUUGCUGAGGUGACCUGGGUGGAGGAGAACUUGGGUGUUGAGCCCUGACUUGGCACCGAGCCAUUGUGGGCACCUUCAUCCUUCCCCUGGCUCGCCUGCCCUGGGAAACGUUCAGGUUGGUUGGUUUUUUUUUUCAAGGCUGCUGCUGGUCGAGGCCAAACCCUGCACCCUUCUGGUGCAGAGCACAUCGCUUUUGGGCGAUGCCUGGACCCUGCACCCCUCUGCAGGCUGCUCCGUGCCGGAGGAGCAACACUGGGCACCAGGGUGCCACACGCAGCAGCCGAGGCGAAGCUCUGGGCAGUGACAGCCCCUCGCUGUGGGCCGCUUGGCUGCAGCCGGACUCUGCGCAGCAAACGGGGCCCCGUGGGGCCUCCCCCCCCGGCAUGGGGCUGCAGCGGCUAUCCCCUCCGCCCAUCCCCUCCCUGCUCGGAGGGCGCUGUGUCCUCCAGGACAGGGCACUGCUGCCGGGAUUUCACGCCAUCUGCUCAGGGGAUCUGGGACUUGCCGAGGGAUUUAACCAAGCACAGGGGAGCGGGGGAGGCCUCAGGGUGUCCCUCCCCAUCCCUGCCUUUGGGCUUUCUCCAGCUGCAGAGGAUUCCCUACAUCUGGAAGGGUGGAGGUACCUAUGGUGCUGUCAGAGGGGUAGAUUCUUGGGACCCUGAGCCAUGUCAGAGCCUGCUGGUCACCCCCCAGGCUGAGCCUGCAGGGCUGUGCCCGGAUUAGCAGGUGCUAAGCUCCUUCCCGUGGAUGCUCUGUCCUUUGGUGGCAGCGGGUGAGCGGCUCCCUGUCACACGGAGGGCGAGUGGCACUGCCACUGGGCAUGGGAACCCCGCUGUCCCCGUGAGCUGCUGCCACCGAGGAGCUUCACAGACCCUGAUGCCACUUCUCCCCUGCAGCCCCCUCUGUGGCACAGGCUUUGGGUUUGGGGGGAGCUGGCAAUGGCCCUGGCAGGGGGCACCCCACUCCCUGGCACCGGGGAGGCGUUGGGGUCACGGCACUUGCUGCAGUAUCCCCCCGAGGAGGACGGGGUGCUGUAUGUGGACUACAAGCCCCCCGCCCUGGACAGCAUCCGACUGCCCCGCUAUGUCGUUUACCUGAUGAUGGGAGCCACCCUGGUGCUGCUGGUGGUAUACGCCAUCAUGGGGCACCUCAUCAAGGACCUGAUGCACGACUUUGCUGACUGGGCGUUUGGGCCCAAGCCGGAGGAGGAGAAGGUGGUGAUGGCUAAGGGGACCGUGCCGGAGGUGGAGUGGCUGGAGGAGGAGGAGGAGGACAGGGUGCUGGCAGAGGUUAAACCGGAGCGUGAAGGCACCAGUGCCCUGCCUGGCAUGGACAUCCCGCUGGGGCUGCUCACCGCUGCCCCACGCAGCUCCAUCACUUUCGCUGACACCCCCAAGAAAAGGUUUUUCUAGGGCCGGGGGACUUGGCCCCACCACCCCCAGGACCUCUCAGCCAUGCCUGGCCACUGGGUCACAGCACGGCCCCUGGCCCCUGACUGGGGUGCAGGGGUAAUGCUGCCUGGUGCUGGCACGUGGCUUCACCCGUCCUCAGCACAACCCCACACGCUUCUCUCGGGGCUGCUCUUGCUGACCCCCAAUAAAGCAGCCUGCUCCAGC